AUGUCGUUUACUAUUCCUACUGGUCAAAAAUUCGAUUCCGCUGAGGAUAUUGAACCACUGCUUGCAGACCUUAAAGAUGGCGUCAAAGUCGCUAACUUUGGUGGUAGUUCAUAUGGUGUUGAUGCCUGUGCUGCGGUUGCAAACAAACUCAAGACCGUCAAAUCUCUUGAGGUUGCAAAUCUCGACGAUAUGUUCACCGGUCGCCUAAGUUCUGAGAUCCCUCAAUCAAUGGACGAUCUCCUGUCGGCAAUUGUAGAGCUUCCUAAUGUUCACACUGUUAAUUUGUGUGAUAACGCGUUCGGUAUUGCCACCAUUGAACCUCUAGAGAAGUUUUUGGCUGCUCACGUGCCUCUCGAGCACCUCCACCUCGCAAACAACGGAUUCGGUCCUGAAGCUGGAUCUCGGGUCGGAAAGGCUCUUGAGCACCUUGCAGAAAAGAAAAAGGCCGCGAACCACCCUGCCAAGUUGCGUACAGUUAUUUGUGGUCGUAACCGUUUGGAGAAUGGAUCCAUGGCUGCUUGGGCUAAAUUCAUCAAGGCUCAUGGCACCAUUGAGGAGAUUCGUCUCUACCAGAACGGUAUUCGCCAAGAAGGUAUUGAGCUUCUUAUGCUGAGUGGCCUGGCACAUGCCCCCGAGCUGAAGAAGCUUGAUUUGCAAGAUAACACUUUCACAAAAAAGGGCUCAGUUGCCAUGGCCCAGGUCAUUAGCAAAUGGCCUCAGAUUGAAGAAAUCACCGUCAGCGAUUGUCUUCUCUCAGCCAAGGGAAGUGCGCAUCUCGCCCAGGUCAUGAAAAAGAGUGACAAUCUCAAAGGUUUGCGACGACUCCGUCUCCAGUACAAUGAAAUCAAUGAGAAAGGUCUUGAGCAUCUCGUGGAUGCUAUUGAGUCUUCUAUGCCUGAGCUUGAGCUCCUUGAACUUAACGGUAACUGCUUCAGUGAGGAUCACGACCUUGUUGACAAGCUGCAGACCCUGUUUGAGGAGCGGGGAACCGGUGAGCUCGAUGAACUCGACGACAUGGAGGAGGAAGACAGUGACGCCGAAGAAGAAAGCGACAUUGAACUUAAUCACGAGCUCGAGGCUGGAUCACGGGAUGCUGCUUAUGCUGAGGAUGAGCCAGUCGCCGCUGAAAAGUCCGCUGAGGUUGACCAGCUUGCUGAUGAACUCGCCAAGUCGACUAUUUAA
This is a messenger RNA of Wickerhamiella sorbophila, 1182 nucleotides long. RefSeq names its product Ran GTPase-activating protein 1. NCBI's taxonomy places the organism in Eukaryota, Fungi, Ascomycota, Dipodascomycetes, Dipodascales, Trichomonascaceae. The record is from RefSeq and is a predicted model, not a curated record. Gene Ontology annotation, cellular component: perinuclear region of cytoplasm; cytosol; nucleus. Gene Ontology annotation, molecular function: GTPase activator activity; small GTPase binding. The coding region runs from base 1 to 1182 and encodes 393 amino acids. Gene Ontology annotation, biological process: activation of GTPase activity; nucleocytoplasmic transport. The transcript has a single exon.